GGUGAGGAGUCUGGAGACGAGGCGCUUUUUGGGGUACAGGGGGUCCCUCUGGGAUGUGGAUGUGCCGGGGGCUCCCUGAUGCUGGGGGAGUGGCUGGGGGGGCACCCACAUCCCUCUUUUCCAUGCUGGGGGGAGACAGGAUGGGACUGGGACAGUGGGUGACCCCCAGCAGUAGGUUUUUGGCUGGGAAGGACGGGACAGGGAUGGUCCCUCAGCAGAUGCCUUAUGCAGUGCAGGUGGGAGACGAGGCUGAGACAAGGCUCCUAAAUCCCCUCUUUCUGCUGCGUGGACCCCCAGGCUGUGCUGGGGAGGGUUUGGCUGAUGAGAUUUCAAACCCUGCGGGUGUUGCACGAGGGAAGGAGAAGGGGCAAGGCUUGGCAGCGGGGAGCCACAGCAGCAACUCAACCUCCUGUCUUUGGGGGAGUGUUUUGUGCUUCUCCUUCCCAGAUCAGGCAAUCAUGGCUCUCUACAACAAUGGGGCUGACGUGCCUUCGCCCCAGGAAGCCUCCAACGGCUUCCCCCAGCCCGGUGCCUCGGGAACGUGGCACAAGGGCGAGGAGGAGGUGCGGCUGGUGGAGCCCAGCAUGGUGAAGAAGGCUCACCGGGAAAUCCUGGACCAUGAGCGCAAGCGGCGGGUGGAGCUGAAGUGCAUGGAGCUGCAGGAGAUGAUGGAGGAGCAGGGGUACUCUGAAGAGGAGAUCCGACAGAAAGUGGGGACCUUUCGGCAAAUGCUGAUGGAGAAGGAGGGUGUGCUCACCAGGGAGGACCAGCACGGGCGCCAAAUUGUGAUAGAAAACCACCACGGGGCGGAUGGGGAGGAGUAUGAGGUGGAGUACCCUGACUAUGGAGAGGGCUGCCUGCUGCAGUGCGACUGCUCGGCCGAGUGCUACCGCGAGGACAGCGGCCACCGCGAGUACAGGUUGAAAAGACGCUCAAGCAGCUCCACCUCUCCUCCACCCAAGAAGAAAAAGAAGAAGAAAUCAGGUCACCGCCGGAGCCGCAAAAAGAGGAAACCCGGCUCAGAGCGCAGCUGUGACAGCUCUUCACCCAUCCGCAAGGAGAAGAAAAAGAAGACUGGAAAGAAACACAGACGUGACAGGUCUGAGUCGGGGUCACGAAAAAAGAGAAGACACAGGUCCCGAAGCCCCAAGAACAAACGGAAAGAGAAAAACAAAGAGCGCAAGAGGUCCCGCAGCGAGUCCCCGGCCUGGCGCUCGCACCGCCGCAGCUCCUGCAGCUCCCACAGCGCCUCGCUCUCCUCCGACGACAGCGGCUCUAAAUCCCCGGGCAGGCUGAGCCCCAAGCGCCGGCAGGAUGGCCCCAAGGGCAGCAGCGCCCGCUCCAGCCGCAGCCCGUCCUCGCCCUCGCCGCAGCGCUCGGCCUCGCCGCACCAGAACGGGCACAAGGGCAGCGCCCAGAACGGCCGCCACAGCCACGGCGCCCCGCUCCCGGAGCCCUCGGAUAUUAUUGUUUUCUUUUUUUAUUAUUGCAUUCCUGUCACUGCCAAUUCCAAAGGAGGAAAUGCCACUUUUUUGAGGCCGGCCUCGGCGUCCCCCUCUCCGCGGGCUCACGGCAGGACGGAGCCGCCGUCCCCCCGCCCCCGGGGGGGCCGACACGGCGCCCGCAGCCCCCGCUCGCCCACGCCGGAGCGGGCCAAGCACGGCCACCGGCACCGCUCCCGCAGUGCCUCGCCGCCGCCCCGACACCGCGGCCAGAGCAAGGGCCGGCCCCCGGCCCCCCGGGAGCCGCCGCCGCCGCCGCUCAGCCCCGCCGGCUACAGCAGCGACUCGGAGGGCUCGGCCGGCUCGCACCCCUACCACCCGCCGGCCGGCCCCGACAGGAACCACGGCGCGCACGGCAAGAAGGUGAAGGAGCGGCACCACCGGGGCCGGCCCAACAGCAGCUCGGAGUCGUCAGCCAAGCACUCCCGGCACGCCUCGGAGCGCAGGAAGAGCCCGUCCCCCAGCCCGGGCCAGCGCAGCAGCUCCUGGAGCUCCAGCGGCUCCCUCUCCAAGUCCCGCUCCCGCUCCCGGGACAAGAGAGCAGGACGCAGCCGCUCCCGCUCGCCCUCGCCGAAAAAGCCAGCCAGCAGAGAGAAGGACAACGAGCCCCGAACACGGCACGGUGAUCCCGAUCCCGCCCGCCCCCGGCGCCGCUCCCGGAGCUACUCCCCCAUCAGGAAGAGGAGACGCGACUCGCCCAGCUUCAUGGAGCCCAGGAGGAUCACCAGCGCCCGCAAGCGUCCCAUCCCCUACUACCGGCCCAGCCCCUCGUCCUCCAGCUCGCUGAGCACCUACUCGUACAGCCGGAGCCGCAGCCGCAGCUACGACAGCUACAGCUCCAGCCGCAGCCGCAGCCGGACUCGCAGCCCCCCCAGCCGCUCCCGCAGCCCCAGCCGCAGCCCCAGCUACAACAGCCGCAGCAGCUCGGAGAGCGCCGGCUUCUGAGCCCCCCCGGCCCCCGGCCGCAGCCCCCCGAGAGCCCAGCCGUGCCCCCUCCGUGCCACCGGCGCCCCCAGGAGGGACGGGACCGGCGGGCAGGCGGAAAGGAGCCGGGGGAUGCCAAGGACGGACCUGGCAGCGGGGGAAAGC
Molecule: messenger RNA, 2591 nt
Organism: Motacilla alba alba
Lineage: Eukaryota; Metazoa; Chordata; Aves; Passeriformes; Motacillidae
Gene: SRRM3
Product: serine/arginine repetitive matrix 3
Exons: 17
Coding region: 54-2447 (797 amino acids)
Molecular function (GO): mRNA binding
Source: RefSeq, a predicted model, not a curated record